Molecule: messenger RNA, 2916 nt
Organism: Salvia hispanica
Lineage: Eukaryota; Viridiplantae; Streptophyta; Magnoliopsida; Lamiales; Lamiaceae
Source: RefSeq, a predicted model, not a curated record
AUGGCGGCCUAUGGAGCUCUGGUUUCUCUUAUGCAUAUCAUAGAUACCCUUGAGAAACAUCCUUCCCCUCCCAUUUCUAUAGACAAAAAACAAGUCCAAUCCCUCACUCAAAACAUUACCUUCUUGCAAGAAUUUCUUGAUAGUUAUAUAUCCCCUGUUGUUGUUGAUGGCUGUGAAGCCGAUCCAUUGGAGCGUCGCAUUGCUGAUGCAGUUUAUGCAGCUGAAGAUGUUAUCGAGUCUCAAAUUGUGGUUCAAAUUGACAAGCGAUCCACAUUCGUUGAAGAUCCAGACUUCUAUCAAGAUCUGCAGAAAGUGAUAGAAGAAAUGGAUCUGAUCAAGAAAGAGGUGGGACAGAUUGCAGUCAAAGAUCAAAAGCCCGUUGCUGACUCGACGUCUUCUUCCACUGUAAAGGAAAACGUGAUGGUGGGGUUUGAAGAAGUGUAUCUUGAAGUUUUAGACAAGCUAACUGGAGAUGAACUCAAUCGCCAAAUCAUCCCCAUCACGGGGAUGGGUGGCAUUGGUAAGACCACUCUCGCCAAAAAUCUGUUUAAAAAUGCCCUUGUUAAGGAGUAUUUUGAUAUCCGUGCUUGGACUACGAUUUCUCAAACUUAUAAUGUUAGAGAAACACUUAGAGAAGUUUAUAUUCAGUCAAGUGGGCAGUCACGUGAUCGGAGUGAGAAUGAAAAAUUGAGCGAAAGUGAAUUGGGAGGACAAUUAUAUAAGUUUUUAUAUGGUAGGAGGUAUCUUGUAACAAUGGAUGAUAUGUGGAGUGUCGAGGUGUGGGAUAAGAUAAAAGUUUUCUUUCCUGAUAACAAAAACGGGAGUCGGAUAAUCGUAACAACUAGGUUGUCAAACUUGAGUUUACAGUUGAAUGAGUCUUAUAGAGUUGGUAUGAAAUUUCUUGACGAGAUUAGUAGUUGGGGAUUGUUUUGUAAGACUGUGUUUGCGAAAGAAAGUUGUCCUCUUGAGUUGGAGAAUAUUGGAAAGAAUAUUGUAGCAAACUGUAAAGGGCUUCCUUUAUCAAUUGCUACGAUAGGAGGUCUUUUGGCAAAAUCUGAGUGCACAAGAGAAUAUUGGGAGCAUAUAGAGCAAAAUUUAAAUUCAAUUAUUUUUAACAGUAAUGAUGAAUUUUGCUUGAAACUAUUGAGGAUGAGCUAUAUCUACCUUCCAAACUAUUUGAAGCCAUGUUUUCUGUAUAUGGGUGUUUUUGAGGAAGAUCGUAGUAUACAGGCAUCAAUGCUCGAGAAGCUAUGGAUUUCUGAAGGAUUUUUAAAACCAAGGGGUGGGAAAUGUUUGGAAACAAUUGCGCACGAGUGCUUGAUGGAGUUGGUUGAUAGAAAUCUCAUUUUAGUUGAUGAGUUGGGGUCCAUUGGAAACGUUAAGUAUUGUAAAAUUCAUGAUAUAUUGAGAGAUUUAUGUUUGAAAGAAGGGGAAAAGGAAAGGUUUUAUCAGGUCAUAGGAAGAGAUGAUCCUCUUUGCAUGAAUGGAGAACGUCGUGUCGUACUUAAAACUAGAAGGUCGUUAAAAAUAUUGGGAUCUUGGUCACAUACUCGUUCCAUAAUAUGUGAUUAUAACGACUAUAAUCAUGAAUAUGAGAGUGAUGCUGCCGGCGAUGAAGAGGGGAGGGAUUCUGACGAUGAUGAAGAGAAGACUAGUGACUAUGAAGAUGAGAGUGGUGAUCACAUUGACGGCGAUAAAAAGGGGAGGGACAAUGACGACAAUGAAGAGGAGAAUGACUAUGAAGAUGAAGAGGAGAGUGAUCACGAAAAAGUUCGACCACCUCACAAUCUUAGAUUGCUGAGGACAUUCAAAGCGUUUGAUGAAAAAACUGGGAUGAGUUGGCUUUUUCUGGAUAAUGUGUUUGAAUCAGUUAACUCACGGUACAUUGCUGUUAGAGUUACUCGUCAGUCCAAAUUCCCAUCCUCGAUUGAUUUACUCUGGAAUCUACACACAUUGAUUAUUAGUUGUUCGUGGGAUAUUAAAGUACCUGUUGAAAUUUGGAGAUUGCAUCAACUUCGGCAUCUCGUGUAUCCCGGGUAUCUCCCAGAUCCUCCUAGCAGCGACAAUGACAUUGUUAUCUUGGAGAAUCUACAAACACUCAAAGCUGUGCUGGCUUUGUGUUUGAAUGAGGAGGUUGUUAAAAGAAUUCCCAAUGUGAAGAAAUUAUCUCUACGCUAUCAUGAACAAGUGGAGGAAGAAAAACGUGUCAGCCAUAUUCAGAGUUUGCCUAAAUUGGAAAACUUAGAUUGCUAUACCAGCUAUGAAGGUCGGGAGUGUUGGCAGUGGAUUAGGUUCCCACACACCCUCAAGAAGUUGUCGGUUGGGUUCGCUUCUCGUAAGGAGGUUGAAAAUAUCAUGUCUGAAAUCGGUUCAUUGCCCCUUCUUGAAAAGCUUGUAUUGAGAGGUGGUUUUUUCAAAGCAGGUAAGUGGGAAACAAUUGAAGGCCAAUUCCCAAACCUCAAGUUUCUACAGUUGGACUGUAAUAAUCUAAAAGAAUGGAUUGUGUCUGACAAAUCCCACUUUCCACUUCUCCAAAAGCUUAGUCUAAUUUUUUUAAGUCAACUGGAGGAGAUUCCAUCAGAAGUUGGAGAAAUAGCAACGCUCAAAUCGAUUGUUAUGACACAUUGCAGUGAAUCAGCAGUGGUGUCGGCUAAAAGGAUAGUAGAAGAACAAGAGGAAUUAUAUGGAGACCAACUAGACCUUCAUGUUGUAGCUGCUAUUAGGAUUGAAGAAGAAGCACUAAAUUUGAUGAGCUUAGCAAAUGCCAACUUUGAAGUUCAAGUGGCAGGGUGGAAAUCUGCUGUCACAGCUUUUGCUACUGCUCAAACUGCAGAGAUCCUACAAUGUGGUGUUGUUCCUGUUGUUGUGAUUAGUCUUGAUGCUCAAGAUGGAUUCCCUACUAAGGGGGAGUUUUGA